Molecule: messenger RNA, 341 nt
Organism: Penicillium daleae
Lineage: Eukaryota; Fungi; Ascomycota; Eurotiomycetes; Eurotiales; Aspergillaceae
Product: YqaE/Pmp3 family membrane protein
Exons: 2
Cellular component (GO): membrane
Source: RefSeq, a predicted model, not a curated record
CCGUCACCAUGCCUUUCACUGCCUCCGAUAUCUGCAAGAUCAUCUUCGCCAUCAUCCUGCCUCCUCUGGGUGUCUUCCUGGAGCGCGGAUGUGGUGCUGACCUCCUGAUCAACAUCUGUCUGACCAUCCUGGGUUGGAUUCCUGGUAUUAUCCACGCCAUGUAUGUGAUCGGCCCUUGCGGUGAUCCCUUGUGCCGUCUGCUCCUCAAGAGAUCUCCACUCACUAACCCGCUUCCAGCUACAUUAUCUUCAAAUACUAGAAUCGCCAACCCGAUCGACCAACCGCCGCUUCUCCGCCUCCUCAGCCGAUCAUGCUCUGAAAGACUAUCCCGUGAUGCGACA